Cricetulus griseus (Chinese hamster) is the source of this 2155-nucleotide messenger RNA. NCBI's taxonomy places the organism in Eukaryota, Metazoa, Chordata, Mammalia, Rodentia, Cricetidae. The record is from RefSeq and is a predicted model, not a curated record.
AUGUCUAGGAGUCAGCUUGCCCAGGAGAGGAAAUCUCUAGAUUCUUUUGUCUGGGUAAAUGAGAUCACUGGAGAAGUCACCCUCCCUCCAGGGGAGGAGACCGCACUCGCAGCUUCUUCCGGAGAGAAGCAGCGUAGGGCGAAGAAGUCGGGGUCCUGGCGUGGGAGCGCGGCCCGCGCGGCGGCUGCACCCAGACCGGCGUCCCCGGCGAACCCCGAGGCUGCGGGGGGCGCUCUGCCCGAGCAGCACCCGCUGGGAGCGUCGCCUCCACCUGCUAUGACGCUGCCAGCCAGCCCUUCUCCGCCCUGGGCUCUGCCCUGCAAGCUGAGGAACGUCCUGACGGGAAGCAACCGGUUUUCCUUCUGAGCACCGGGCGGGCGGAGCAGCCCCACCCCCACAACACAGGUUUUACAGGAACCCGCAAAAACGCUCUCAGACCCAAUACAAACUUUUCUGAGAUUUUUUUUUACAGACUACGGUUCUGGUGCUGGAGUCGUCUGUGGGAAAGAAGCAUGGCUUGAGUGGGGUGAGAACAGGCCAGGGUGAGGGGGCCUGCUCGCCCGCUCCUCCCCCGCUCGCCCGCUCCCCCGCUUUCCCGCUCUCCCGGGCGGCACUUGCAAUGGAAAGCGCUGAGUUCAGCCUGCUCGUGGGUAGCACUGCACACACCUCACGCCUGUGCCUGAGCUGUACCCACCGUCUUCCCGGCCGAGCCUAGGACGAGUCCCCAAGCCACAGUUCGUUGUAGGCUCCACGCGGGCCUGAAGGCGGGGCCAAAGGGUGCUCUGCGGCUCCUGUGCCCUGAGGAGGGUUGGGAACAGCCUCAGGAGGGUGUGGCAUGGUGUGGGAAGGCCUCAGAGCCCUGCAAGUGAAAGCUGCAGGCGGAGCGGGGGCGGGAGGGAGGCUGAAGGCCCAGGUGGUUCUGGGGAGCCAGAGAGGAGGCGAGCUGCUGUGGCAGGGGGCAGGGGUCUCCGCAGGGAGGGUAGUCCCGUGGAGGGGAGGCGGGGCAGCGGGGUUCCUUCCACAGGCCGUUUUGCGUGAGUGCUCUCUCACGGUGGCGCUAGUGGGACGGGAGUGGAGUCUUCAGUAGGUGGGGUCUAGCUGGAGGAAGUAGCUCACCAGGGACCGAACUUUGAAAAGGUAACCCGAGGUCCAAGGCUGAGAUGCUACUGGUAGUCUGAGUACGGGGAGGCCCACGAGACCCCUAGGGAGACCACCACUUGCCGACUUGCCGAAGGAACGCACAACGUUUCUUGAUUGGAAUUCAAGCCUAGGCAGGGACCUCGUCCCGCAGACUGGCGCAGCAGUCGAAGGAGGACGUCUCGAGCCUGAUAAGCAGAGGGCUUUAUAAAGGCAAAGAUCACAGAAUAGGGUUAGGGGUACAGGUUCGAAGCUGACUGACUGCAGAGUCCAGGCAGACUGGGGGCUUUCCAGGGGUUUUAUCUCUUGUACCAUUUGUGCCCAUAAAAGUUGUUUCUCAACUUUUCAGGUUGGUUGCCAUGGAGUCAGGGCCAUCUGUCUCCCCUUCCCUACUAGUGGGACUGUUUGUAGUUAUCUCCCCUUCCUGCCCGUCAGAUUUUCCAGGGGUGGUGGUGGUAUAAGCCUUUUGCACAGGUCAUGGGGUCAGGUUCUCACAGAGUGCUGUUUUGGGCCCCUUUUCUCUUGGAUGGCUCUGGUUUGACCUUUCAGCACCAGGAUGGAGAUCAGAGUUCGAGUUAGGGCAGCCAGCAGUCUCCUCAGGCUUUCACCAUGCCUCCCAUUGUAGACCAGGUGUGUAUGUGUGUGUGUUCAUGCGUGCGUGCACGUACCUCUGUGCCUGGUCUCACAAAGCCAAGAAGAGGGUGUUAGAUCCUCUGGAACUGGAGUCACUGCUAUAAACAGUCAUAAGAGCUGGUGAAGGGACCAGCUCCCCAUUUCGGCAGCCAUAACAGCCAAACACAUGCUUGCCUGACCUUACCUUGGUCACUUGGAGGUCAGAUGCCUCGUGGCAAGGAACCAAUCAGAAGUUAGCUGGUGGCGCUAUGCUUUCCGGCUCUGGAUGUAUUUUACCGACAAGUGCACAGCAAUGACACUCAGAGCACAGCAAUCUCCCUGGGAGGGCCUAUGGGCCAUAACAACUGGUUAACCAAUCAACACAGGGCAAGCCCUCCAAGCCUGG